CUUAGCUCAUCGCAAUAAAAAGCAGCUCGGUCUAUGCUAGCUUAUUUAGUGACUGGCUGCACAGGGGAUACUUCGUCCAAGCAUCUCCCUCUGAGGGAUCUGCCAGCAAAGACCAGGAUCAUGUGGACGACCCAACUUGUGCCAGUGCUGAUGCUGCACCUUUUCCUCUCCAUCACCAUACCCCCGUCAGAGGCUCAAAAGCAACGAAGAAGCACCCUUCAUGAAUUCAAAAAGACGGCAGAGAUUACACUAAUUAAGGUGGAUCGAGCACUCUAUUCAAAAGCCAAAAAGUUGAACACCACAGAACUAUGCGCCCACAGAUGCAGUAAAAAUAAAGGCCUUCCAUUCUCGUGCAAGGCCUUUGCUUUCGACAAAGCAUUGAAGAGAUGCCACUGGUUCUCAUUCAAUAGCAUGACGAAUGCAGUGAGGAAGAAGCAGGACCAUGCAUUUGAUCUCUAUGAAAAGAAAGACUAUAUUAGAAAUUGUAUCAUUGGGAAAGGGGGAAGCUACAAGGGAACUGUUUCUGUUACUAAAAGUGGAAUUAAGUGCCAGCCGUGGGAUUCCAUGAUACCACAUGAACACGGCUUUUUGCCUUCGAGCUAUCGGGGUAAAGACCUGCAGGAAAAUUAUUGUCGGAAUCCUCGUGGGGAAGAAGGAGGACCGUGGUGUUUCACAAGCAAUCCAGAGGUACGCCAUGAAGUCUGUGACAUUCCUCAGUGUUCCACAGUUGAAUGCAUGACCUGUAAUGGCGAGAGUUACAGGGGCCCCAUGGAUCACACUGAAUCAGGCAAGGAAUGUCAGCGUUGGGAUCAACAGACCCCACACCGGCACAAAUUUCUACCAGAAAGAUACCCUGACAUGGGCUUUGAUGAUAAUUACUGCCGCAAUCCCGAUGGCAAGCAGAGGCCGUGGUGCUACACUCUUGACCCUGACACCCCCUGGGAGUACUGUGCCAUUAAAACGUGUGCUCAUAGUACUGUGAACAACACUGACAUAAACACCGAAACAACUGAGUGUAUCAGAGGUCAAGGGGAAAGCUAUCGAGGAACCAUCAAAGAGACAUGGAAUGAAAUUGAAUGUCAACGCUGGGACUCUCAGCAUCCUCACCAGCACAAUAUAACUCCUGAAAACUUCAAGUGCAAAGACUUAAGGGAAAACUACUGCAGAAACCCAGAUGGAGCUGAAUUACCCUGGUGUUUCACUGUUGACCCAACCAUCCGCAUAGGCUAUUGCUCCCAAAUCCCCAAGUGUGAUGUUUCAAGUGAACAAGACUGUUAUCGUGGGAAUGGCAAGAAUUACAUGGGGAAUUUAUCCAAAACAAGAUUUGGGCUGACUUGCUCUAUGUGGGAAAAGAAUAUGGAAGACUUACACCGGCAUAUUUUCUGGGAACCUGAUGCUAGCAAGCUGAACAAGAAUUACUGCCGCAAUCCUGACGAUGAUGCUCACGGUCCGUGGUGUUACACUGGCGACCCUCUUGUCCCAUGGGACUACUGUCCCAUUUCUCGGUGCGAAGGUGAUACAACACCUACAAUAGUCAACUUGGAUCAUCCUGUCAUUUCUUGUGCCAAAACGAAACAGUUGCGGGUGGUCAAUGGAAUCCCAACACGAACCAACGUAGGAUGGAUGGUUAGUUUGAAGCACAGAAACAAGCAUAUCUGUGGCGGUUCAUUGAUCAAGGAAAGUUGGGUUCUAACGGCGACACAGUGUUUCCCUUCACGAAACAGAGAUUUGAAAGACUAUGAAGCUUGGCUCGGAAUUCAUGAUGUCCAUGGAAGAGGAGAUGAAAAACGCAAACAGGUUUUAAAUAUAUCUCAACUGGUGUUUGGCCCUGAAGGAUCAGAACUGGUGUUACUAAAGCUUUCUAGACCUGCAAUAUUGGAUGAUUUUGUUAGCACCAUUGAUUUACCCAAUUAUGGAUGCACAAUUCCAGAAAAAACUACAUGCAGUGUUUAUGGAUGGGGCUACACUGGAUUGAACAAUGUUGAUGGUCUUCUCCGCGUUGCUCACCUCUACAUCAUGGGAAAUGAGAAGUGCAAUCAGUACCACAAAGGGAAGAUCACCCUGACUGAAUCUGAAAUCUGUGCUGGGGCAGAUAGGAUUGGGGCAGGACCAUGUGAGGGAGAUUAUGGUGGCCCUUUGGUGUGUGAACAACAUAAGAUGAGAAUGGUCCUGGGCAUCAUCGUUCCUGGGAGAGGAUGUGCUAUUCCAAACCGCCCUGGGAUAUUUGUCCGAGUGGCAUAUUAUGCAAAAUGGAUACACAAAAUCUUAUUGACAUAUAAGGUACCCCAAUCAUAGCUGAAAUUGGCAAUGAAUAUCUAAAACCUCAACCAAGCUCCAUUUUCACAUGAAGAUUUAAGAGAGCAUGAAAUUAAAGUGUCAUGUAUAAAAUCCUCCAAAAA
Molecule: messenger RNA, 2399 nt
Organism: Ornithorhynchus anatinus (platypus)
Lineage: Eukaryota; Metazoa; Chordata; Mammalia; Monotremata; Ornithorhynchidae
Gene: HGF
Product: hepatocyte growth factor
Exons: 18
Coding region: 34-2295 (753 amino acids)
Biological process (GO): positive regulation of protein phosphorylation; hepatocyte growth factor receptor signaling pathway; proteolysis
Molecular function (GO): serine-type endopeptidase activity; signaling receptor binding
Source: RefSeq, a predicted model, not a curated record